AUGACUCCUUGGCCGGCCUUUUGGAAGCUCUUCAAUAGCAUUCAAAAGGGUCAUCAUGAGAAUCGCCUUGCCCGCGCAGACUACCACGCUCUUAAGCAGGCACUACCCCAUCUGAAGCGCCUUGAGAGUCUUGUCCUCACUAAUCGCACUGCUAAUGAUGGUAUUGAUAAUGGCUUCCAACAGGGCGCUCAAAGCCUUGAGUCGUCUAGUCCUGUCUUCAAAUUUUGGAGGCGAUUUGAAUCCAAGACGUACUAUCCGGUGUCUUUCGCUCCGAGAUGUGACUGGGUGCCGACUAGCAAAAGCCUCCUAGACAAAACACCGAUCUACGGGAUAGAUUGUUUGGACGAUCGAUUGACCGACGACAUCACGCCAUGCGGAGUACCAAAUACCCUGGCAGGCUCACCUGCCUUCAAAGAACUUGUCAGUAAAAGGUUCUUCGAUAAGGAAAUCAAUGGUCGCCAAGAUUUGACCUACUGGGAAUCUUUCUUGUAUGAGCGUGCCGAACGCCUAGAAAGAGCUAGCACAUACAAAAUCUUUAUUCUGGCAAGGGAGGCCAGGGUGCUACACCUUGCUCUCUUAGUCCUUGAAGAUCAAACAAUGCAGUCUCUACUUACAGAGUUUAGAGUCGAUGCAUCUUGCGACAUGCUUAGCAUAGACUGCUCGCCCGGUCUAGCUAUCACCCUGUUCGCCAAACAGUCACCAUUUCCUACCCGACUAGCCAAAGGGUUCAGCGCCACGAACAUAACAAAGUUCAAUCUGACUCUUGGAACCGGUGCUCCGCUUGAUCUUGAGGAGCUGUUCUUCGAGCCUCAUGACAUACACCACUUUUCCGCCAUCCCAACAGAAAAGACUCUCCCAAGACUACGCAAGAUCACAUUCAACUGCGGAUUAAUGCGCUUGGAACAAUUGUUCAAAUUCGUUCGAUCCCAUGGUGCGACAUUGAAGUCACUUGUUGUCGAGCACUGCAAAAUCGCGCUGGAGCCUGAGAACGAACCUCAAGACAUGUUACCCAUGCUCAUCUCUGAGCUGCGUUCUCUCCACCCUGAUGGCGCACUAAAGCUUGAAAACGGCCUAGUCAGCGAACUGUUCCAUGGCGCUGUGCCACAAACCUGUUGUGCGAAAUUGUACGGAUUCAGAGAUGAGUACAACGUCACUUGGGACUAUGAGGGAAACGGAGUGUGGGAACGACGAGAAGAAGUAGACUCGGAAGAUGAUCUAUAA
Fusarium verticillioides 7600 is the source of this 1221-nucleotide messenger RNA. RefSeq lists its product as hypothetical. The record is from RefSeq and is a predicted model, not a curated record. Lineage: Eukaryota; Fungi; Ascomycota; Sordariomycetes; Hypocreales; Nectriaceae. Bases 1 to 1221 code for a protein of 406 amino acids. The transcript has 3 exons.